AUGCCCCAAGCCGGGCUAGGGCGGGGGCGCAGGGAAGGGGCGGGUCCCUCCGCCAACUGCGCCCUGGAAGAGGCGGAGGCGUCGGCGGCACCAGGCGAGAGCAGCAGCCGGCUGGCGGCGUGUGCUGGGCGGGACAAAGGACGGCUGAGCGCGGCUCCGGCAGGGGACCGGAGACCGAGGGCGACCACGGCGGAGGGAGCCGUCGGCCAGGCAGCCCCGCGAGCUCCCCUUCGCGGCGAAGGCGCAUCGCCCGUGCGCCCUGGCCUCCGGAUCCCCCCAUUCGGCGGCUUCCCUACGAGCAGUGGCUCCCGGUGUGCUCCGGCGCCGCAUCGCGCCACGCCGAGCUGCGGCGUCCCUGCAGGCUGCGGAAGUCGUGCUGGCAGUGCUGCGAAUGACUCGCCCGCUGUGAAGGUCUCCUCCAUGGACCCCCUGCCUCCAGCCACCCCUCCAACCCAGAAGCCCACCCGCAUCAUCAAGCCUCGCCCGCCCACCCGCCCGCGCCCGUAUCUGCCUCCCAGGCCGGAUUCUGCCAGGCUGGGCCGGGGCCCGACGCCGCCUUUGCCCCCAGAGGGCUCCGCAGGGGAGACGCCGGAUGAUGGGUGCUCCAAGAUUACCGACCUGCCGUACAGCCACCAGCGGCAGCUCCACAAGCUGCAGAAUUCUGGCGCCGUCCGCAAGAUCGUGGUGCACUUCGACCACGUGGGCCUGGAGAAAGGGGAGGUCGGAAAGCCAAUCCAGCCUAGGCCAAACUGCAGCCAAGCACCUGCCCCCGUUGAGAAUGGGGAAGAGAAGAUGGCGGAGGAAAAGGCGGUGCAAAGUCAGUUGGGUCCUUGCGAGGAGCCACCCGUAUCGUGCGUGGUGGAACAAAACGGCGUAGAGUUGUCUGCUUCCUGCCUGUCGGGCUGCCCCUGCAUUUGCCAUCAACAGCGGCCGGGCAUGGUCUUGGCCUGGGUCCCGGCAAAUUCUCGGCAGGCCAAGCAGGAGGACAGCGAGGACGGGCCGGCCUCGGACCUCUCGUCCUCCGCCGAUGAGGGGGGCGCGCCCUUCCAACAUCUCCUUGUGGUCAACGCCCCACCCGCCUGCCCCUCCUCAGCUGCGGGCGGCAGGGCCCUCAAAUCCCGCCGUGCUGCCCGGAGCAAGAAGCCCCCGGACCCGCCCCCCUCGGCCAACGGACACCCCGAAGGUGGUGUGGUGCUGACAGGCUACCGCUCCACCGCCGAGCCCCUUCCGCCGCGCUGCCCGCCUUUGAUGCCCAAGCCGCCCCGCCGCAGCAAGGGGGGGUCCCCUGCUUCUUUGGACGGCGAGGCCCUGCCCCCUGCCAUCCCACCCAAAGCCCCGGUGAAACCGCCUCGCGCCUCUUUAGGGCCUUCGGCCUUUUCUCGCCGGAGUUCCCUGCAGUAUCUGCUGGAGACGAGCCAAGUUCCCGGCGACAUCUCCCCCAUGUCUGUGGGGGAAGGCCUCCUGCUGCCCCCUCCAUCCCAGCCUCCGCCUCCCCCGCCGACGUCCCAGACGCCACCUCCCUUCCUCCUUUCUCAGCAUCAGUCUUCCCCGCCGCCCCCUUCCCAGCCGCCUCCCCCUCUGCCUCAGGGCCUGCCCCCUCCACCAACUCAGCCGCCACCACCCUUGGAGAACUCGCCGUUGGAUGAAGGCCCUUGUCAAGGCGGAUGCGAUCAUGAGGGCUGCUUUUCAGGUGACUCAGAGUCUGGGGCUCCAAAUGACAGAUGCUGCUCAGUGCUGUCCCCGAAGGGCCCGGAGUGGGCAUUUUGCCUGCAAGAUGAGCCUCUGUACCAAACGUAUCGCCAGGCCGUGAUCUCCAAGGAGAUCAAACGGCAGACGGUGCCCCGCAACAGCAGUUUCAGCAGUUCAGACUAUGGGGCCCCUUCUCCCGGCGAAGGGCCAGCCGGGCCUCGUAGCACCCUCCCGCACAGCACACUUUGGCAGGAGCUGCCUGCCGUGCGGGAGAGCGGCCUUCUGGGAAACAUGAGCCCCGAGGAGAGGAAGAUGCAAGAGAGCCUUUUUGAGGUGGUGACCUCGGAGGCCUCGUACCUGCGCUCACUGACCCUUCUGAUUGAGCACUUCAUGGAGUCGCGGGAGCUGGCGGCCACCAUCCUCCUGCGCGAACACCGGAUCCUCUUCUCCAACAUCCGCAAAGUCAAGGAGGUCAGCGAAAGAUUCUUGCAGGACCUGGAGGAGCGCCUGGCUGAGAGCUUGCAGAUUUCAGAUGUCUGUGAUAUUGUGGAGGAACAUGCACAGCAAAGUUUCUCCGUUUACAUUGACUAUGUGCGCAACCAGCUAUACCAGGAGAAGACCUACAGCAUCCUCAUGGAAAAGAACUCCCAGUUUGCUAUUGUCGUCACCCGGCUCCAGGAGCUGCCUCAGUGCCAGCGUCUCCCUUUUAUGUCCUUCUUGCUGCUUCCUUUCCAGAGGAUCACCCGGAUCAAGAUGCUCGUAGAGAACAUCCUGCGCAGAACAGAAGAAAGUUCCCCACGGGAGCAGAACGCCAUGAAAGCCUUGUCCUCUAUUUCCAAGAUCAUAGAAGAAUGUAACUCUGAGGUGGGCCGCAUGCGUCACAUGGAGGAACUGAUCCACAUCGCCAGCAAGAUUGAAUUCGACAAGCUUAAGGCCGUUCCCGUCAUCUCCCAGAGCCGGCAGCUGCUGAAACAGGGCGAGCUGUUGGAGGUGGUGCACCGGGGCACCAUCUUCGGCACCAAGCCCAAACUGGUGCCCAUCUACUUGUUCCUCUUCAACGACCUGCUGCUCGUCACCCAGCGCAAGAGUUCAGAACGCUUUGUGGUGCUGGAUUACGCCCAUCGCUCUCUGGUCCAGGCCCAGGGCUGUGGGGAGUCGUCUGUGAGCCCCAGUGCCGAGAACAGCUUCUACCUGACGCUGAUGGAGAACCACCAGGGACGGAGUAGUGAGCGCCUCUGCCGUGCCCCGACGCAGUCGGACAUGCAUCGUUGGAUGGGAGCGUUUCCCUGCCACGAAUCACAGCCCAACGGUAAACAAGAAAUCAUCUACGAGGACUGGGACUGCCCCCAGGUGCAGUGCACCGAGGCCUACACGGCGGCCCAGGCUGACGAGCUGAGCCUAGAGCAGACAGAUAUCAUCAAUGUGCUACGUAAAACCAACGAGGGUUGGUACGAGGGCCUCCGCCUAGCUGACGGCAAGAAGGGCUGGUUCCCCUCGCGCUACGUGCAAGAGAUCACGAACGAGCACGUGCGUCGGCGCAACCUUCGCGAGCGCUACCGCGUCCUGCAGGCUGCCCGCCAGCUCCAGCUGACGCGCACCAGCCACGUCAAGAGCAAGUACAGUUCGGCCUGAGGGCGCAGAGCCACGGAGUGACCGAUGGGGACGCCGGAGAUGCCGGCCUGUGCACGCGUUAUCUCAAUGCUGGACUCAGACCAAGGUCUUCUUCUGGUCUGCCGGGCGCAAGAGAAGCACUGCCACGGGGAGGUGUCGUCGAGGGCGGUGGCAGGAGGCGGCGUUUACCAUGUGACGGAAAGCCGCUAGAUGGGGAUAAAGCGAUCAUGGUUUUCCACUGUCCAGAGACCACAGCAGCUGUACCGCCAUAAGCACGCCACUAGAGGCAGCAGAGGCGGACCUCCGAACAUGUCUCCUCCGUCUGCUGUUGCCAGAAGGGGGCGAUAGACUGCCGAUACCUUCAGCUCCAUUGCGCCGUGCAUGGAGCUAACUGCUUACCGUUGAGCUACCCUGCCAAGAGCUAGUUCUGACUCCUCCCAGACUGCCCUGCUCGGUUGGGAUCUCAGGACCCAAGGGUAACGAGAACUACAUUUCUUGCCGAGGGGGAGGAGAGCAGUAGGGUGGGCACUGCCCCCCACACACACCAUCUGUCUUGGGGAGGCCAGAUCAUCCCCCAACUGUGACGCCAUUACUAGGCACAGAGUGGUAGUUGAGCCGGGGCUGAAAUGUUUUGGCCCCCUCUUCUGGCCAGCGAAGUUCCUUGUUGUCUCCUCCUCCCGCACUCCCAAGGGUUGACUGACACACACAGCAAGCCAAUGAUCUUCUGCACACAGACGGGCCCUGCCUUUGCCCGUGCCCCUGAGGAACAUGGCCCGUAGGCGCUCCAUCCAAAGGCCCCGUUCUUGCGUGACCCUUUCUUCUCCCUGAAUCGCCUGACCCAGGUGUCUGAAGAGAGCGCCUCCAUCCCAAGGUGCCAUCUGGAACUGGGGGGGACGUGUGCGCACCUGUUCCUGCUCCACGCAACGAGGGCCACCAGCUGGUUGAGUGUGUGAACCAACCCGGAACCCGGUGCACCACCAAGAACUGGACAUUGGCCAAAACCUCGGGGACCCAAUGCCGCUUGCGGACUCAAGAGUUUCCUACCCCCAGCUGUAGAGGAUGUCUUAAGCGCUGUGUGUGCCUUCUCUUUUCCUACUACGCCUUGUUAGGAACCUAACAGCCAAACGCAUUUUGCAAACGGGGCCUGCACUGGAGCUGCACCUAAGCCCCAGCCUAGUGCCAUUUCAGCCAGCUUUUCAGAGAUCUUCCCCGUUUUCCCUUCCCUGGCGUCGGCUCAGGGCCCUCUCUACCUCAGUGGGUAUGCUCCGUUCCAACCAAUUCCCUUUCCUCCCCUAAAGCUCUUGCAGGGAAUCAGGGGCUACUGCCUCAGUCCAGCUCGCAGGCCUAGAAUUGUGCAUUUCUUCUCUUCCGGCGCUGGCGUCUGACCCGCUCCCAUCCCCGAUCUAUUUUCUCCCUAAAUGCUCGCGAUGAAUUUGCAACUAGGGAGCCCUCUUCCUCGCCCUGGAAACAUGGCCACGGACCAGCUUGUAUUUAUUAAUACGAUGUCCUCUUUCGACUCCCACCCUGGAAGAGGAGAUUCCUUAACGCUCUGGUAGCAUCAGGAGGUGUGGAGGAAAAGGUGUUUAAUUUAUUCUGUACCAUAUUUGCCUGCAUUGUUGUCUUUAUUUUGUUUGGUGUGUGUGCGUGCGUGCGUUUUCUAUCACAAUUGCUUGUUGUUGUUGUCUUUUUAAAUAAUGGUGAUGAAGAUGAUGGGGGAA
Molecule: messenger RNA, 5018 nt
Organism: Elgaria multicarinata webbii
Lineage: Eukaryota; Metazoa; Chordata; Lepidosauria; Squamata; Anguidae
Gene: ARHGEF15
Product: Rho guanine nucleotide exchange factor 15
Exons: 16
Coding region: 1-3321 (1106 amino acids)
Biological process (GO): activation of GTPase activity
Molecular function (GO): guanyl-nucleotide exchange factor activity; protein binding
Source: RefSeq, a predicted model, not a curated record